GAAAAAGGGAGCUGCUUCUCCUUUCUCGUUUCCCUCCUUCUCACGCGUAGAAUUUCCUGUUUUCGUUCUUUUUGUUUCUCCUUGACGUGGGCAUUCAAUGACGCAGUCGGACGCAGCACCCUCAGGGGCCACCAACAAAGGAGCCUGGGAAGCUCUCAAAGAGCAAGGCAACCAGUCCUUCAAGACCGGCGCCUAUCUGGAGGCGAUUCAACACUAUAGCGCCGCCAUCGAGGCGAACCCCGUAGAGGCAGUCUUGUAUUCUAACCGUAGCGCUGCGUACCUCAAGAAGGGGCAGUACCAGCAGGCCGCUGCCGAUGCAGAAAAGGCCGUUGAAAUCGAUAAUACCUUUGCCAAGGUGUACUCUCGGCUGCACAACGCCCUGUGCAACCUUGGCAAGUUUGACCGCGCCAUUGAGAUGCUCAAGGCCGGUGUAGCAGCGGUCUCCGCAUCUCCGAGAGCAACGCCACAGGACACGAAGCACCUGCGAGAACUGCUGAUGAGUGCCGAGCAGGCGUCAAAAGCGGUGCCGCGUGGCCGCCAGCUCAUUGAGGAGGGCGCGAUGGCGGCUGCGGGCCGCACGUUGGCCCCGGCGUACCGCGAGUUCCCCGACUGCGCCGUGUUGGCGUUUCUCUACGCCGAAUCGCACGCAGCCUCCUCGCCAGAUGAGGCCUCCAAGGUGCUUUCGCCUUUUGCGUACGCCCACAGCAGCGACCCGCACUACCUGUACCUGCGCGCGCUCGUGUUGUACUACCGCGGGCAGGACGGCUUCUCGAGUGCGCAAAACAUCCUGCGCGAGACGCUGCAGAUGGACCCCGACAACGCCGAGGCACGCGUGCUACUGAAGAAAAUACGCGCCGUCGAGGCACACAAGGACGCCGGCAACAACGCCUUCAAAAACAAGAACGCGAAAGAGGCGGUGGACGCGUACACCCUGGCCAUCGACUGCGACCCCGCCAACUCGCGCAUGAAUGCGACGUUGCGCAGCAACCGCGCUGCAGCGAAGAUGCUGCUGAACGACUUUAAAGGUGCUCUACUAGACUGCGACUACGCCAUAAACAACGGCGCGACGUCGGCGAAGGUGUACGCCCGCCGCAGUCGCAUUCAGGAGCAACUAGAGAGGUUCGAAGACGCGGUCCGCGACCUGCAGCAGGCGGCGGAGAUGGACAAGCAGUUCGAGGGAGAGCUGCGCCAACUGAAGGGGCGGGCCAAGCGGGCAAAGCGCAAGGACUACUACAAGGUGCUGAGUCUGCCGCAGAAAGAGUCCAACCAGGACGUCAUCAAGCGUUCUUACAAGAAGGCGUGCUUGCAGUGGCACCCCGACAAGUGGGCCAACGCGAGCGAGGAGGAGAAGUCGCACGCGGAGGUGCAGUUCAAGGAGAUUGGCGAGGCCUUCGGCGUCUUGUCCGACCCACAGAAGAAGCGCCUGUACGACUCCGGGCAAAUGGACAACGACGUCGAGGGUGCCAACAUGGGCAGCGGCGGCUUCGGUGGCGCCAGCCAGGAGGACUUUGUGAACGUGAUGAACAUGAUGUUUGGCGGCGGCGGCGGCGGCUUCCACUCCGGCGGCUUCUCGUCUAACGGAUUCCAUGCCGGCGGCUUCCAGCCCGGGGGGUUUGGUGGGAUGCCUGGCUCGGCUGGUGGCCGUCGACGUCCGCGCGGUGGACCCCCAUCGGGUUUCUACCAGUUUUAG
Messenger RNA from Leptomonas pyrrhocoris, 1690 nucleotides. Its product is annotated as putative DNAJ domain protein. The transcript has a single exon. Lineage: Eukaryota; Euglenozoa; Kinetoplastea; Trypanosomatida; Trypanosomatidae. Gene Ontology annotation, molecular function: protein binding. The coding region runs from base 98 to 1690 and encodes 530 amino acids. The record is from RefSeq and is a predicted model, not a curated record.